CAAUAUUGUAGCUGUCAUAACGUCAGUUAUUUGAGUAAGUGUACAUUCGAAAUACAGGAGUUAAUUUAUGUGAGAAACAAAUAUUGACAAUGCGCUUGUGUUACUUGCACACGUACUUCAUCUUAGCGUCUGCCUUUUAUGGAAUAUACAGAGUUUCUUCAUUGCAACAUGGAGAUGUAUGUACAUGCAAUUCACAAAGCCCUUCAUCAAAAACAAGCUCAUCAUCUAUGUCUCCAACUACGGUUCAAAAGCUGACUACUUUGAAAGUAAAAAGUAAUCUUGUAACGGAUACCACUCUACAAGAUACAGCAACAACAAAACCAAAAUCUACAACCAAUAAUGAAUUAUCAACUUCUUUAAUAGAGACAACUACAACAGAAGAAUCGAUUUCUACAACCAAAAAUAACCCAGAUAUUACUGUAUCAGAGGCAACUACAACAACACUGAUUUCUACAACCGAUUAUGAUACAACUACCACUCUACCAGAGACAACUACAACAGGACCGAUUUAUACAACCGAUACUGAAACAACUAUCACUAUUCCAGAGACAACUACAACAGGACCGAUAUAUACAACCGAUACUGAAACAACUUUCACUAUUCCAGAGACAACUACAACAGAACCGAAUUUUACAACCGAUACAGAAACAACUACCACUCUACCAGAAACAACUGCAACAGAACCGAUUUCUACAACCAAUGCUGAAACAACUACCACUCUAUCAGAGAUAACUACAACAGAACCGAUUUCUGCAACCAAUACUGAAUCAACUACCACUCUACCAGGGACAUUUACAGUAGAACCGAUUUCUACAACCGAUACUGAAACAACUACCACUCUACCAGAGACAACUGCAACAGAACCGAUUUCUGCAACCAAUACUGAAUCAACUACCACUCUACCAGGGACAUUUACAGUAGAACCGAUUUCUACAACCGAUACUGAAACAACUACCACUCUACCAGAGACAACUGCAACAGAACCGAUUUCUGCAACCAAUACUGAAUCAACUACCACUCUACCAGGGACAUUUACAGUAGAACCGAUUUCUACAACCGAUACUGAAACAACUACCACUCUACCAGAGACAACUGCAACAGAACUGAUUUCUACAACCGAUACAGGGAAUGUUUCUAAUGGAAACAGCAGAAGAAAGCGGGAAGCAAACACGAUAGAACGAUCUGGUUUCUGGAGGAAUGGGCAUUGUGAUUGCAAUAAUAAUGCAUCAUCAAGUUUUAGUAUUGGUAAUGUGUCCGUCUCCAUACAGCUGCAAUUAUCAUUAAAAAACGCGAAGUUCAAUGAGUCGAUGAAGGUGACAUACGAACUGGAAUUUAAAGACAAGCUUACUCAGUUAUACAAAAAUACGGACAAGUUUCAACGAAUAAACAUAAUAGACGUGAAAAAGGGAAGUAUUGUCUGUGACUAUGAAGUCAUUUGCCAAGGAGACGUAAAUUUCACGGAUAUAAAGAAAACUACAAUUGGCAUAGCAGAUGCAGAUCAUCCUACGAAUUUUACUUUUUGCAAGGAUUGUGCCCUGGCUGUAAAUAGAACGUCUAUCGAACACGCUUUGCAGAACGCGGACCAGAAGAGGACUUCGAAUGCGUGUUCGAAUUGUAUAAUUGGCGAAAUAUGUGUUCUUAAGUUAGACAAAGGUAUUGUUCAGUGUAUUGACCCUUGCAAAACAACUAAUAACGGAGGAUGCAUAAACGAUGGUGUAUGCUACUUUGAGAGACAUACAAAUUCCACAAAAUGCAGAUGCCCUAGUAACGAUGACCGUUUUGUUUACUCUGGGGAACAUUGCGAAAUGACUGUUGAGAAACUGUCCCUGUCGUCAACGUACAUCGCUGCAAUAUCUGGUGGAACAGGGGGAGCAAUUAUCGUAGUAUUGUCAGUGAUCAUUGUUUAUCUAAUCGUAAGAAAACAGAACCAGAAAAAAGCUGACAAAAAUGACAGUAUAAACAUGGAUGAGUUCGGUCGAUCUCUAACAAAAGGCGGCCUGCGUAUGUCUUCCGAUAUGUAUCCGAGAAAACGCGAGGACACAUUAACGGUUGAAGGGAAAGAACACAAGAUCAUCACCGACAGCCGGGGAAACGAGGUGUAUAUGUACCAGCCUGAUCCAGAAGACAUUCGACGACAGCCUUCCUUGCGUGUGACGUCAUCGGAGAGAGACUUCAGCAUACCAAGGAAAAAUAAAUAUGGAUGAGUUCGGUCGAUCUCUAACAAAAGGCGGCCUGCGUUUGUCUUCCGAUAAGUAUCCGGAAAAACGUGAGGACACAUUGACGGUUGAAGGGAAAGAACACAAGAUAAUCAACGACAGCCUGGGAAACGAGGUGUAUAUGUACCAGCCGGAUCCAAACGACAUUCGACGACAUCCUUCCUCGCGUGUGUCGUCAUCGGAGAGAGACUUCAGCAGGCCAAGGACUCCAUCUGUGUAUGACUACAUCGACACCCAAUCAAGGUGUGAGAUUCAACGGCCAAUUCUACGCCCAAAUGUUAACAGAAUAUGAACCACUUAAAAUCAUAUUCCAUAGAAGCAUAAUAUUCAUAGUGCAGGACUACAUUGCAAACAUAGUGUACUUAAAAGUUGUUGAUGAUAUCAUACUUAUGUAUUGAAAACGUAUCACAUUUAAAACUACUGUCAUUGUCUGUCAUAUGUAUUAUCAUCAGGAUUUAUUGUCAAAGUGAACACAUAUCUAAUGAUUAAUAUUGAUGUAGUAAUUAACAGAAAU
Messenger RNA from Mya arenaria, 2730 nucleotides. RefSeq names its product probable maltase-glucoamylase 2. Lineage: Eukaryota; Metazoa; Mollusca; Bivalvia; Myida; Myidae. The coding region runs from base 90 to 2204 and encodes 704 amino acids. The record is from RefSeq and is a predicted model, not a curated record. The transcript is spliced from 13 exons.